AUGACCCCACCCCAAGCCCUCAUCUUCGACCUAAUGGGCACCUGCACAAACUGGCAUCCCGGAAUCGCAUCCGCCAUAUCCGCCACUCCAUCGCUCUCACACGUCUCGGCCCAAGAAUCCGCCCAGCUGGCCGCGGACUGGCGCGCGGGCUUCUUCACCGAGAUCCAUGAGCGGUUCCGCACCGGCGCGGGGACGGAGAGUAUCGAUGUGACGCAUCGGCGGGUGCUGGAUCGGUUGUUGGAUGAGAGGGGGUUGGGCGGUGAUAUAGGGGAGGAGGAGAGGGGGGAGUUGGUGGAGGCGUGGCAUACGCAGGGAGCGUGGAGUGAUGCAGUCGAGGCGAUAGAGAGGUUGAAGGAGAGGUUUAUGGUCAUCGUCCUCGCAAACGGCACCCCGAGACUCCAACUCGACCUCGUUCGAUCAUCAGAACUAUCUUUCCACGCGCUAUUCUCCAGCCAAUUACUAGGAUUAACCAAGCCCGACCCGGCGAUAUAUCGCAAGGCAUUGGAGUUGUUGCAAAUUGCCCCGGAGGAGGCGGUCAUGGUUGCGGCGCAUGCGUACGACCUGCGGGCUGCGAAGAGAGUGGGAAUGAGGACGGUGUAUAUUCGUCGGGAGACGGAGGAUUUGGAUGAGGAUAUGGAUGUGGUUCGGGAGGGAGUGGAUGUUUUCCUGGAGGAGGGGGAGGGGAAGGGGGGUCCGCUGAAGCAGCUGGCUGAUUUGUUUUGUGUGUAGCUGGGGUUAAUGGACUGGGGAUAAAUGGAAGACUUUAUAUAUAGUAUAGUGGAUAAUCCAGAGUAGAUGUGCAACUAUAACAAUAGUAAAUUCGCAUGAAGCCAGGCUAAGGAUGGAUGUGUUGGGUUGGAGAGAGAUCCCGUAGGA
Molecule: messenger RNA, 876 nt
Organism: Aspergillus heteromorphus CBS 117.55
Lineage: Eukaryota; Fungi; Ascomycota; Eurotiomycetes; Eurotiales; Aspergillaceae
Product: haloacid dehalogenase
Exons: 5
Coding region: 1-729 (242 amino acids)
Molecular function (GO): hydrolase activity, acting on halide bonds, in C-halide compounds
Source: RefSeq, a predicted model, not a curated record